Molecule: messenger RNA, 1760 nt
Organism: Gracilinanus agilis (Agile Gracile Mouse Opossum)
Lineage: Eukaryota; Metazoa; Chordata; Mammalia; Didelphimorphia; Didelphidae
Gene: ALDH1A3
Product: aldehyde dehydrogenase 1 family member A3
Exons: 12
Coding region: 1-1398 (465 amino acids)
Molecular function (GO): aldehyde dehydrogenase (NAD+) activity
Source: RefSeq, a predicted model, not a curated record
AUGGCCACGACCAAUGGAACCUUGGAGAACGGGCAGCCCGACAAGAAGAUGCCUCCCUUGCCUCAUCCCAUUAGGAAUCUGGAGGUCAAGCACACAAAGAUAUUUAUCAACAAUGAGUGGCAUGAAUCCAAGAGUGGAAAAAAGUUUCCAACCUAUAAUCCUUCAACUGUAGAGAAAAUAUGUGAAGUGGAAGAAGGAGACAAGACUCUGGAAACUAUGGACACAGGAAAACCUUUUCUUCAUGCCUUUUUCAUUGACCUGGAGGGCUGUAUCAAAACACUCAGAUACUAUGCAGGGUGGGCAGACAAGAUCCACGGCAGAACUAUUCCAGCAGAUGAAAAUGUUGUGUGUUUUACCAGGCACGAACCAAUAGGUGUCUGUGGAGCAAUUAUUCCUUGGAACUUCCCGUUGAUGAUGCUUAUUUGGAAGAUGGCACCAGCCCUAUGCUGUGGGAAUACCAUCGUUAUUAAGCCAGCUGAGCAGACACCCCUAACAUCACUUUAUCUUGGAUCUUUGAUCAAAGAGGUGGGAUUCCCUCCAGGAGUAGUGAACAUAGUUCCAGGCUAUGGGCCAACAGCAGGAGCAGCUAUUUCUUCACACCCUAAGAUCGACAAAAUAGCCUUCACUGGAUCCACAGAGGUUGGAAAGCUCAUUAAAGAAGCUGCUUCUAAAAGUAAUCUAAAAAGAGUAACUCUAGAACUUGGAGGGAAAAAUCCAUGUAUUGUGUGUGCUGAUGCUGAUUUGGAUUUGGCAGUAGAGUGUGCCCAUCAGGGAGUGUUCUUUAACCAAGGCCAGUGCUGCACAGCUGCCUCCCGAGUGUUUGUAGAAGAGCAGAUCUACCCUGAAUUUGUCAAGCGGAGCGUGGAGUAUGCCAAGAAGAGACUCGUUGGAGACCCAUUUGAUGUCAAGACUGAACAAGGGCCACAGAUUGACCAAAAGCAGUUUGACAAAAUUCUGGACCUGAUAGAGAGUGGGAAGAAAGAAGGUGCUAAACUGGAAUAUGGGGGCUCAGCCAUGGAAGACAGGGGGCUAUUCAUAAAGCCCACAGUGUUCUCCGAAGUUACAGACAACAUGCGGAUUGCCAAAGAGGAGAUCUUUGGACCUGUCCAACCAAUAAUGAAGUUCAAAAAUAUAGAAGAAGUCAUAAAAAGAGCAAACAGUAUUGAGUAUGGACUCACUGCAGCAGUAUUCACUAAAAAUCUUGAUAAAGCAUUGAAACUGGCUUCUGCAUUAGAAUCUGGAACGGUCUGGAUCAACUGCUACAAUGCCAUCUAUGCACAAGCUCCAUUUGGUGGCUUUAAAAUGUCAGGAAAUGGCAGAGAACUAGGUGAAUAUGCUUUGGCGGAAUACACAGAAGUGAAAACAGUUACUAUUAAACUCAAUGAGAAGAACCAUUGAAUGGGAGAUAUUCUUUAAGCAUCUGACGUUCUGAAUGUGGCAGAGAAAUUUUGUAGAACACAGCACUUCUUUAAAAAAACAACAACUACUACUACUACUACUUUAUUUCUUCUAGGACUUUUAUAUUUCUCAGAUUUUGAAAAGAAGUUUUUUCUCAUUCACAUCCACCUUCACUCAUCCAAACUCUGGAGGGCUCCAUUAGCCAUCUGUGAAUUUUGUCAUACUUUAUGGUAGUCAAGUCAUCGGUUAUUAUUAGUUUUGCCCCUUUAGACCUGGUCACUGGGGACAGUGAAGAAGCUCAGGACAUUGUUAAAAAAAAGUUUCCAAAAACAAUGGUGUCUGACCUGCGCUUGAAAAGCACU